CUGUGAAUCAAAGAGGCCCUAAGCUUUGCCUGCGAGAUGUUAGUAUUACCAAUGAAGAUGUUCAAUGUUUGCUGUCUGAAGGCAAUCAUCUAGAGUGCCUCCGUAUUACCUACUGUAAGAUGCUUACCAGUUUAAGGAUUCCACAUUGCCUGAAUCGCCUUAAGGUUUUGCUUGUUCUGAGUUGCCCGCUACUUCAAGACAUGACGUUAGAUUGUGGAGUGCCAGCACUCCACUAUAGAGGCUCAUUGAUACCAAUGGAGUUUGCUGCACCUUUGGAGCUAAGGAAACUAUCGAUUGAGUUAUUACCUUGCCAUUCUGCUCUAGGAUUCAUCUUCAAUGAACUCCCAGCAACUCUCCCACGUCUUGAGAUGCUCUCAUUAAGUUGCACACAACUUGAGGGGGUUGAUUCAGUGAGCAGGCUUUCCAAAUUUCGUUCUCUGCAUCAUUUGAUAUUAAACUGGACUAUUUCUGACUCUGCACGCGGGACAACUGAUAUCCUCGACCUUGGUUGUCUCCUAGAGGCUGCCCCUUCCAUGGAGAAACUAGAAUUGCAUAUGGUAACGGACCAUUUCCUACACAAGCGGUACCGUCAAGAAGACGGCGAGCUGAGGAGUCUCCCUUCAUGCCCGCACUCACAUCUCAGUUUGGUGCAUAUAAGCGGAUUCAUCGGCGAGAAAGAUCAACUGGAGCUGGCGCUUCAUAUUAUCCACAAUGCUACUGUUCUCGAAGCAUUGAAGAUUGAUCCAUGGCCGAGAACAGCUAACCCUGUACGAGCGCGCGUCAAGUCGGAAAACCGUCUUGCCAAUGGUCGGAGUGUUGCAUUGGAAUUUCUUUGCAAAGAUGACCACCGCAGUGUCGUCAGCGUACUUGAAGAUGUGGGGGAGUAGUUAGUCACUGCUUUCCAUUUGGCCUGCGUAAAUGUAUUUACUUCCUCCUUCCAUAUAUAUAGGGCCUAAUACAUUUUUUGAGGUGGCCUUUGACUAUUUGAUAAGAUUAAUAAUAUAUGAGAUGUAUCAUUCGAAAAUUA
Molecule: messenger RNA, 1027 nt
Organism: Triticum aestivum (bread wheat)
Lineage: Eukaryota; Viridiplantae; Streptophyta; Magnoliopsida; Poales; Poaceae
Exons: 3
Coding region: 120-887 (255 amino acids)
Source: RefSeq, a predicted model, not a curated record